This is a messenger RNA of Balaenoptera acutorostrata (minke whale), 579 nucleotides long. RefSeq names its product oocyte secreted protein family member 3 (gene OOSP3). The record is from RefSeq and is a predicted model, not a curated record. Lineage: Eukaryota; Metazoa; Chordata; Mammalia; Artiodactyla; Balaenopteridae. The transcript is spliced from 6 exons.
AUGUCAGGAGGUGUGGUCAAGUGUGUUUGUCCAAAUAACGUAAUAAACCAGGAAGAAGACUUGAAAGUGUCCAUAGGGUGUACUUCUUCUACAUUCUGGGCUGUUGUUCCAUUGACUCUACUUGGUCAAGGCCGCCUCUUGCAUUCUGAUGACGUGUCUCUGGGAACUGGCUCUCCUGUCACCAGCAUAACUGAGAAGGGGUAUGAGUUUAAUUAUCUUGUCAUUGAGUGUGGGAUUCGGAAAAAGGUAAGAGCUUACAUAUGAUUUUUUUAUUCAGUUCUCUAUUGUAACAUAAUGCACAGAGGAGUCACUGGAAAAAUUCCUUUAAGGUGUAUUGUUUUCAGGGGAGUCUGAUCAUUUUUGGAUACCACUCCAAGCACUAUCAACAACAAUCUUACAAAGUUCAAAAAUGAUAUUCCCUCUGCCAGUUCUUGCUCUUCCUGGAACUUAACCAACCCUUGCCCGUUUGCAUUGCCUUGGAUUCCAUACUUCCAACACUCCUCGCCAUCCCAUCAGUCACUUCCACUUAAAAUGCCUCAUUCUUUAGUUCAUGAGAGUCCAAAUGUAGCUCUGUUCUAG